This is a messenger RNA of Prorocentrum cordatum, 1372 nucleotides long. The record is from the annotation of a GenBank genome assembly. Lineage: Eukaryota; Dinophyceae; Prorocentrales; Prorocentraceae.
CUGGGUGUCCCAUUGGAAGGCAUAAUAGUUGGCAUGAUCUGUGGACUGGGCGUGGUCGGUCUUGCUUACCAGUCUGGCGUCGUGAUGCCCUAUGAGAGUCUCAGAGCCAAUGACACAUGUAUGGGGGCAGGCGAGGCAGCUGCGCAUGUUCAUCGACGAGUCGCUUGACGAGGUCCCUUUCAAGGCAAUUAACUACCUGACUGGAGAGUGCAACUACGGGGGGCGCGUCACGGAGAAGCAGGACCGCCGGCUGCUGAUGACGCUCCUGGCCGACUACUACUCCCCAGCGGCGCUCAACGACGACUACACGCUGUGUGUCGAACACCCGGACUGGUAUGUGAUACCACCCGUGGGUACCCACGAGGCAACUCUUGAGGCCAUUGGCAAAAUGAGUAUGGUGGUGCCUCCUGGCGUAUACGGUUUUCACGAAAACGCGAAUCUUACGCGGGAGCAGAACGAGACGUACAGUCUGAUGGAGAAUCUUCUCCUCACCGUUGGACAGGACGCCGCAGGAGGUGGUGGCUCCUCGUCAGAGGACACGAUCCGCGAGGUGACCGAAGACAUCCUUCGCCGUACGCCCGAGCCCUGGGACCUGGCGCAGGUGCAGGAGAUGUACCCAACUAUGUACGAAGAGUCCAUGAACACUGUGCUGAUCCAAGAGUUGACGCGCUUCAAUCGGCUCACCCACGUCAUCAAGGCGAGCCUGCACGACAUACAGAAGGCCUUGAAGGGGCUGUUGCUGAUGAGCGAGGAUCUGGAGCAAGUGUUCAACUCCAUCUUCAACGGGAAGACGCCAUCACUGUGGCUUGCCAGCAGCUACCCGUCCUUGAAGCCAUUGGGCAGCUACACGAAUGAUUUGAUAGAGCGCCUGAAAUUCUUCCAGAACUGGAUAGACCAAGGCAUUCCUGUCAAGUUCUGGAUCAGCGGCAUCUACUUCACUCAGGCGUUCACCACGGGGGCGUCCCAGAACUAUGCCCGCAAGUACACCAUCCCCAUCGACACCUUGACGUUCGACUUCGAGAUGCCGACGGAGCAAGAGCCCAAGGAGAGGCCAGAGAACGGGGUUUACACAUAUGGUACUUUCCUGGAGGGCUGCAAGUGGGACUGGCAAAAGUGGGAAUUGCAAGAGAGCGACCCCAAGGUGCUGUACGUGCCAGUUCCGCUGAUUUGGAUAGUCCCCUGCAAAAAGGUGGACCUCCGCCAAUUCCCGUCUUACGAAUGCCCGAUGUACAAGGUAUCCACCCGAAAGGGAACGCUUUCCACAACUGGGCACAGCACGAACUUCGUCAUGCCGAUCAGGAUCAGCUCCUCGCAUCCAGAGUCCCACUGGGUCAAGCGCGGCGUGGCAAUGCUCACCCAGCUGGACUCGUGA